Chelmon rostratus (copperband butterflyfish) is the source of this 2302-nucleotide messenger RNA. It is a transcript of the gene smim13, whose product is annotated as small integral membrane protein 13. Bases 417 to 680 code for a protein of 87 amino acids. Lineage: Eukaryota; Metazoa; Chordata; Actinopteri; Chaetodontiformes; Chaetodontidae. The record is from RefSeq and is a predicted model, not a curated record. The transcript is spliced from 2 exons.
CGCUUGACGCUGAUUUUGUUGUCCUAACCCAGUUACUGUAGUGAGCUAAUGCUCUGCCUCGUCUGAGAACUAGCAAAUACAUGUUGCAGUUAUGUAGCCCAUAGAAGAGGGACUUUGCCCUGCGGUGACCAGCUAACGUUAGCUCAUGUUACAGCCCUCCCUCGUCGUGUGAAACUGCUGCCACUCCGUUUGUCAACCAGCUAGCUAAACUAGCUAGCUAGCCACACGCCAGCGAGCAAGCUGGUGUGAGUUUGCAAUGUGCUGCUGUUUGUUUUCUCUCUCUCUCUGUCGUCUCGGCUAGCUAUUUAACUCAGCAGCCAGGCGGCCAACCUUGCUACGGUGUCGUGAGGUGCGAAGCAGAAAAAACACCGCAUCCAUUUCCUUAUGCUGUUGGUGCUAUCAGGUGUCCAGCUAAGAUGUGGCAAAGUGUCGGGCUCACACUGCUGGUCAUUGUGGCCACACUUGUCUGUGCGCUGCUCUUCAUGCUGUUCGGUUGGUAUGUAGUCUGGCAGCUCUUCCUGUCCAAGUUCAAGUUCCUGCGUGAACUUGUUGGGGACGCUGGGACCCCGCAGGCCGAAACACAGCCGUCCGAAACCAAGCCAGAACGUACAGUUAACGCCUCAACACGAAAUCGGCCCAGGACUGCACGCCAAAGAGUUGCCUCUCCAGAAAGCACUUAAUAGAUCACCCAGACGGCCACUGUGUAUCCUUCACGUCUACUCACGAAACCUCUCCUCACAUGACUACUCGUCAGCCCUCUACCAACGUCACGUGUGACCAUCAGAGAUAUUUCCCACUGAUCCUGCGCUCUCCACUACACAAGGACAUUGUGGACACUCAGUAGCCAGCCCUCCUCUUCACCAGGACACUUUAAACUGACCAGGCAGAUCUCCUGGUUUCAAAGGGAAAAGCCAUUUACGUACAUUACUGUCCAUUUCUUUGUCAUCUGUUCAUAUGUUUGGUUAUGUACAGUCGUCUGUGUACUGAGCAGUGAGUCUGGGGCUCCACUCAUGCCCCUUCUGUUUUCCUGCAAUAGUGACGGCCAGCUUUGAUGAGUGGCCACGCUGCUUCCUGCCACCGAUGUGGAGCCUGAAGAUGCUCCAUCACACAAAGAGAUGUGUUCUUUCAUGCACAUGUUUUAAUCUUGUGUUUUUAACAGAAGUAUGUCCUACUUUGAACAGUUGAGUUCACCUAUAUCAUUUCAACAACUGAAGAUAAACUCUAAACUGAAACAGCGAUUUGUACAACUGACAAUUUGAAUUCCUUUGAAACGUAACAAAGUGCAAUGAAAGGAAUGUUUAUGCUGUCAUUUUGUUGUUUCUUGCACAGUAUACUCUUCGUAUUAUGGACUACCAUCCAGUAGAUAAUGCCCAAAACCCUCCAAGGACCUGUUGGAUAGAAGGAAGAUGACAAAUGACACGGCUUCAUUCCAGUUGUGUAAAAUGUGACCUUUUUUUCUUGCAACUUCUCCAUCACCCUUUUUUUUAUCGACUUAUACUUGAAGAGUCAGGAGAAAGUUUCAAGGAUUGUUGGUGUUCAGAAGCAGCUCUACACAUUAUUAGCUGAUCUCUAGGAGCUACGAAACGAGUGGUGAACCCUCUCCCGUUCCCUGUGCCUCUGUCUGUACCAGUGCCUGUCUGCACAGCAUCCACUGUUUGUUACAUGACCUCCUUUUGUAUAGCUGAGAGUAGCUUGGUUUCCAUUACAGAGCAAAUCAAAGCUGACAAGCAGUUAAUAUUUAUGUAAUAUUCUCCCUCCAGAUAAAGCUCAUGUAACUCUUGCACCUUUUUAUCAAUUGAUUUUUUUUUUUUUGUCAGUGGAGCACUAGCUUCAAAUAAAAAUGCCAUAAACAUUUUGAGCACUGACCUGUUUGUUUUUAAAGAAAUAAUCACUCUGGAGGACAUGUGAUUGGUAGUUCAAAGUAUUGGAAGUAUUCUUUAAUAUCAUCCAUAAAUGACCAGUGUAAUAAAUACAUGAAAUACUCCAUAAACUGUCUCAUUGUAAAUACACGUGCAAAUAACCGUGUAUUUGCCGUUUGGAAAUUCAGAUUGAGAAAACGUGAGUAUUGACAUUUGAUGUCACAGUGGCUGUUUGAAGAUAUGAUGGCUAUUCCAAACUCGUCGAGACUGAACAAACAGCAUAAUCAGUAGAUCAGUAAAUAAAAUAACUGUGCUGCAUUCUGACCUUUGCAUCCCAAACAACCAAUAUUUUAACCUCACUGACGGAAAGUAACUAAAUACAUUUACUCAAGAAGUGUACUUAGGUACAAUUUGAGGUGCUUGUGAUUGACAUGAGUAUUUUC